Penicillium angulare is the source of this 408-nucleotide messenger RNA. RefSeq names its product Zn(II)2Cys6 transcription factor domain-containing protein. NCBI's taxonomy places the organism in Eukaryota, Fungi, Ascomycota, Eurotiomycetes, Eurotiales, Aspergillaceae. The record is from RefSeq and is a predicted model, not a curated record. The transcript has 2 exons. Gene Ontology annotation, molecular function: DNA-binding transcription factor activity, RNA polymerase II-specific; zinc ion binding. The coding region runs from base 1 to 408 and encodes 135 amino acids. Gene Ontology annotation, biological process: regulation of DNA-templated transcription.
AUGUAUACCUCCUUUCCGGUAAACUCGCGUCAGCAAAGUCGCUCACCACCCCCUAGUGGUUCCACGUCUGCUCGGGCUUGUCAGUCGUGUCGGACGGCAAAGAUCCGAUGUAGCCGCGAGCUUCCGUCGUGCCAAUCCUGUGUUGUGCGUGGUAAAGAACGAGUGGGCACCAAAGCUUGGUUUGUGAGCCGUGCCGAAACGCCAAAACGCGAUGCAGUGGGGAAUUACCUUCAUGCAAAGGGUGUCUUGGAGGGAGGGCUCCAAAGACUUGCACUUACAAGACCAGCCGCCAAGGCUCGCAAACUCUGUCGCCUUGAAAAGGGCAGGCCAGUGCCUCGGGACCCUCCGAUAAAUUGGGGUCGGUGGACACUCAAAGCCCUGGAGAAACAGUCCCGUUCACAGCUUUGA